Sinocyclocheilus rhinocerous is the source of this 1430-nucleotide messenger RNA. Its product is annotated as RING finger protein 183. Gene Ontology annotation, biological process: protein ubiquitination. NCBI's taxonomy places the organism in Eukaryota, Metazoa, Chordata, Actinopteri, Cypriniformes, Cyprinidae. The record is from RefSeq and is a predicted model, not a curated record. Gene Ontology annotation, molecular function: ubiquitin protein ligase activity. The coding region runs from base 544 to 1122 and encodes 192 amino acids. The transcript has 2 exons.
UACUGUCACAGUAACCUGGUGAAGUAAAGAUAGAAGGCUUUUGGCUCACAGUCUUCUCUUCUGCUCAGGUAUGUAUUCUCUAUUCCCUCUUCGGUUCUCUCUCUUUCAGGUCAGGAUUGUAGAGUUUACACUGCCGAUCUGCCUGGCAGCUCUAUUUGACUACUCACUGUGCAUUUCCUCCUGCCUGCUGCUCCAGUAUUCAAAUGCUGCCAUUCUUUACACCACAGAGGUAGAGAGAAACUAAAAAAGAAAGAAAGUGGUGGAGUGACUCUUGGUGUUUUUGUUUUUCUAUGUAAAACGUGUCAGGAAAAGCGUGGUAGAUGUACAAAGAGAGAGAGAGAGAGAGACAGCACUGAGAAAAGACACUAACACAUCUCAUUCUCUCCAAAAGGCAACAAAGACGCAAACUACAGCCUCAACGUCCAGGACACCUGCCUCAUCUGACGGGGUAAGAGAAGAGACGUCUUGAGAUGAACUUGCCACAUCGCCAUGGAUCUUGAAAAUGCCCGUUGACUUCCCUUUCCCUCACCUCCUCCCUUUGUCAUGGAGUCUGACCCGAACUCCCUCCGUGACCCCUACAAAUCUGUGGAUGACAACGUUGAGCCCCCCGAUCUGGAAUGCGCCAUCUGUUUCUGCCAGUUCAACAACGUCUUCAACACCCCUAAGGUACUCCAAUGCAAGCACACCUUCUGCCUGGAGUGUCUUGCGCGGAUGAACGUGAAGUCCACCCAACCCGACACCAUCCAGUGCCCUCUGUGCCGCGCAUACACCCCGUUACCCGACUUGGGUCUUCCCAAGCUAGCAAAUGACUCCACGGUGCUGUCUUACCUUCCGGCCGCCAUGCAGCACGUCUACAGCAUCCGCUUCAACCGCAACAAAGGCAAACUGCAGGUGAAGAGAGUGCCCAGCUCUGCCCCGGCUCUAACGCAAACCAUCAGCCAGACUCUGGACGUCGGGAACCCAGCGGGCUUGGAGGGUCAGCGGGGCAGAGACGGGGGUAGAGAGAGGUCCCUACUGAUGACCGUACUGCGAAUGCCACUGUGCAAAGCUUUUAUUAUGAGCAUGGUGGCAAUAGUGACCGUCAUUCUCACCAUUGUUAUCAUCAUCACCAACAGGAAGUAAGCCCAAAUACUUUGGUUUUUACAUGUACGCUAGAGCAUGCGUACAGUGGCGUAACACGAACAUCACGCGCAGCUUGAUUUUUCCAAUGUACGUACAAUGUACGCACAGCUUGCACAUGCGCUUUGAAAUUUUUUUUUUUGCACUAAAUAGGUUGUCCACAAGGUGGCGACACUGGUUCGGCCCGUUGUUUCGUAGUCGGAAAAGAAAUGGAAUGAGAACAGUAACAAACUACGAUGACAAAAACAAUAUAGACUUCUGCAUUGACAAGCGAUUGUCUGAGGGGAUUAAAAUACACCAGCGACAAAAAA